Molecule: messenger RNA, 985 nt
Organism: Doryrhamphus excisus (bluestripe pipefish)
Lineage: Eukaryota; Metazoa; Chordata; Actinopteri; Syngnathiformes; Syngnathidae
Source: RefSeq, a predicted model, not a curated record
ACCACAAAGUAACCUUUCCCUUGUGAGAGAACUGUGACAAAAAGACAUAGAUGCAUUUCAUUCUCGUCUGUUUUGAAUCCGUAGUCAUAGCUGCUUAUCCAAAGUCAAUAUUAACAAAUCCACACACCGAGUACUUGCUUGCAUAAUAAUGUCCGUCCUUCUCUCAUGUUAUAUAAAUGGUUGUCUACCUUGCAUCUAUCUUUCAGCUCUCAGUGUGGUGUUGGCAUCAAACACAUCAACAUGUUUUAUCACUUUUGUUUAAGUGUGUUGGCUCUCUUUUCUCUGACUGCUGCAUCUGAUCCCGGCUGCCUAGAUCUCCUAGAACCUGUGGAGGACAUCAAUCUGGUAUCUGGAAAAUGGAUACUUCAUGUUAUAACAUCAGACAAUGAAGGUUACAUGAACGUCCUUAAAGCAGUCAGCAGCUCCUGGAUUGACCUUUCACCUGUCCCCAAUAGUCAUGACUUCACCAUGAAAUGGGCAAACAGAAUUAAUGGGACAUGCUUUAUUCAAAGUACUACUUCCACUUCAAGUAGCUGUGCCAGUGAAGGAUUUAUCCUUAACUUCUACGGUCAAGAACACAAGGGGAGAUUUCUGAAGAUGUGUCCUGACUGUCUCUUCUGGUUCGACAACAACAUGGAGAGGACCAAUGACGGGGAACUGGUAAAAAAGACAAAUAUCUUCUUGUUAACAAAGUCUGGAAGAUUAGAUGAUGCUCACCUCGAGGUUUUCAAGAAGAAGGCCACGUGCCUCAACUUAAGUGAAGAUCUUCAUUUUGGAGACCUCACAGAUCAGUGUCCAGAAUAGAUGGUCGUUCAAAAGUAAAGAAACAAAACGUCCUACAGAUGUAAUCUACAACUGUCAUCUGCACAGCGGGAGACGCUGCAAGCUCUUAGUGUAGAGCUAUGUCAAUUGUAUUGCUUGUUGCAGAACCUCUACCUUUCAUGCAGGUGAUAACACAAUAAAGGAACAACAUGAUUUACUGUGA